Gekko japonicus is the source of this 391-nucleotide messenger RNA. Its product is annotated as transmembrane O-methyltransferase. The annotation marks the transcript as partial. The record is from RefSeq and is a predicted model, not a curated record. The transcript has 2 exons. Lineage: Eukaryota; Metazoa; Chordata; Lepidosauria; Squamata; Gekkonidae.
AUGACCCCUGCCCAAACUGAUACCACACGUCCAGACCCUGUACCUAGCAAGAGCAUCCUUCUGCUCAAGGAGAAACUAAGCACAGGUCUGGGAACUUCAGCCUGCGCCGCCGCUGUCUCUCCCCCAGUGAUGGUCUCCCCAGCCAUUGCGCUGGCGUUCAUUCCUUUCGUGUUCACCCUCAUCCUCCGCUACCGCCACUACUUCCUCCUCUUCUACCGGGCAGUGCUGGUCCGGCGGCUGCAGGACUACCUGACUGGUAUCCCCAAGGCGGAGAGGGCCUUCCAGUACGUCCUGACCCACGCCAUCCCCGGAGACCCCCUGCACAUCCUGGAGACCUUCGAUCAGUGGAGUUACCACUGCGAGUACCUCAGUAAUUUGGGACCCCAGAAAG